UUUAAUUAUUAUUUGAAAUUUUGAGUGUUUAAUAUUAACAUGCCACGAAAUAAGUGUAGCAAAGUCGAUAAAGACAAAAUUCUACUUAUGAAUACUAUAAAGUCUAGAUUAAUAAAAAUCAGUAUGACAGUCGAUAACUAUAUUUACAAACAAAAGACGGUUAGUAUCACACAGGCGAAAACUUACCUCGAUGAAAUAUCUUCUUAUGAGCCCCAGUGUGAUGGGAAUGCCCAAUAUCUUCAGGUAAUAGAAAAACUGACAAGAUUUAUGAAUUCUAUAAUAUCUGAUAAAGAUUCUAUUAUAGACAAUAGUAUUAACGACAAAGUUCAUAAUAGUAUAGAAGUGGAAACUACGGAUAAUAAAGAACAUGAAAUUAAUACUACGUUACCUAUUUCUGAAGUGUCUAAUAAAAAAGAUAGAAACGAAUACUCAAUUCCCAACGAAAAUCAAUGUGAUUUAACGCAUUUGAGUAAAAAGGGUACCGAGGAUUUACCAUAUUCUAACAGAAACGUAAACAUGGAAGUAGGAGAUAUGAUUAUACCUGAACAUGCAAACACUAACAUUCAUAACUCACAAACUUCAACUCGAGAUAUAUUAAUUAAUGCAGUUAAAACUUUAGAAAUAACCUCUACCGGACCUUUAGAUUUAAGAAAGUCAGUUUACAAUAAAUCAUUUAUUUAUAGUCAAGGGCAAAUUAUUUCAAACAAAACGACGCUAAAACCCGUUGUAAAAGCCGAUAAACCGGAAAGAGUUAGUAAGUGCGACGUUUUACAGAAAUUCAAUCAGCUAAAGAUUAAUAAAGCAGCUUAUAUACAAGACGAACCUAACAAUAAAGACAAAUAUAAUAAAUCUAUGAAUAAUGAAUAUGUUAAUUCAAAAACAAAUAUAAGGAUUUUACAAGAUCAGCCAUUGAAAACUCAAGUUGGUACAAAUGUAGAAUAUAUCCAGCCUAGUGAUUUUAACAUAAUAUUAAAGCCUCAAAACAAAACGGCUGAAAGUUCCAAAAACGACGCAACAUUUAUUGCUGAAGGGAAACCAAAAGAAACAGCACAUAAACUUGAAACAAAACCUGACAUAUCUAUUCAAUAUUGUACACAUAAUGUAAUAACAAAAAAUAAAAAUAAUGCAGAUGAAAGAAAGAAUCUGCCUGAGAAACCAAAGAAUAAACGAAAGACUAACAAACAAUCAGAGGUUAAGGAAAAAACAAUAAAAACUGUAGAAAACAACGCCAAAAAAGUAAAGAGAGUAAAUAAAAGUUGCGAAACAACGAAAGCUAAGAAAUCAAAAUCUAAACAAAAUGUAAAAAACAAUAUAAACAUUGAUUUAUCUUGGUUUGAUAAUAUCAAAUUCAUACGACAAGUCGACGAGAAUGAAUAUUUCAAAAUAAAACAUUCAAAUCGUUUUUAG
Molecule: messenger RNA, 1407 nt
Organism: Papilio polytes (common Mormon)
Lineage: Eukaryota; Metazoa; Arthropoda; Insecta; Lepidoptera; Papilionidae
Exons: 3
Coding region: 40-1407 (455 amino acids)
Source: RefSeq, a predicted model, not a curated record